Messenger RNA from Phasianus colchicus (ring-necked pheasant), 1242 nucleotides. RefSeq names its product TBC/LysM-associated domain containing 2 (gene TLDC2). Gene Ontology annotation, cellular component: nucleus. The record is from RefSeq and is a predicted model, not a curated record. Gene Ontology annotation, biological process: response to oxidative stress. Lineage: Eukaryota; Metazoa; Chordata; Aves; Galliformes; Phasianidae.
AUGUGGUACAGGUUUGGGGAUGCUGCCUCGUGGUGUUCCAGGGGAGUAAUCAACUCCAUCCACCCCCAGCCUGACCAGGACGAGGACCUGCCCACAGAAUGCACGGAGCCGGACAGUGAGGGGCAGCCAGGCUGGGAGGGCGCCCCGGUGACACCCCCAGCCCCAGAGGAGCCAUGCAGGCUGGUGCUGAGCACACCAAGCAGCAUCCUGCAGGAAAGGGAGAUUGAGGAGCUGGGCCCCCACCUGCCCACCCGGCUGCGGCAGCAGCCCUGGAGCCUGCUGUACUGCACUGCGCGGGAUGGCUUCAGCCUGAGGACCCUGUACCGGUGCACCGGCCGGCUGAGCUCCCCAGCACUGCUGCUCAUCCGUGACACCGAGGCUCAGGUCUUUGGUGCCUUCUCCACCAGCCCCAUUCAUGUGAGCAAUGGCUUUUAUGGCACAGGGGAGACAUUCCUCUUCUCCUUCUCCCCGGAGCUAAAGGUGUUCAGGUGGACGGGCAGAAACAGCUUCUUCCUGAAGGGAGACACGGACCUGCUGAUGGUCGGUGGGGGCAGCGGCAAGUUUGGGCUGUGGCUGGACGGGGAUCUGCACCACGGUGGGAGCUGCCCCUGUGAGACCUUCAACAACGAGUGCCUCUCACCGCGGGGGGAGUUCUGCAUCCGGGACCUGGAGGUGUGGGGCCUGGCCUGACGGGCAGCAGUGCCACAGGACGCACCUGAAGCUACGGCUCUCGGAGCCGAUCGCCGCUGUGCCCCGUCCUGCAGGCGCUGGGAAGGGCGGUGCGGACAGAACCCUGCGGGAUGCCGGCCCUACAGAAGGAGCUGUGGUGCACACAGUGCCCUGCAGGCCCAGCCCUGCCUGCAGCACCUGAGGCGCAGCCUGGCAGAGAUGGGCGCAGCCCCGCCAGAAGGGCACGAGUCAGGAGCCACGUGUGUCCUGGGGGAGAGGUGAGCACCUGGGGCGGCCCUGUCCCACCAGCUGCUGCCCUCAGGACAGCGGGAACAGGGCUGGUGUGGGACAGCUGCUGGCCACCAAUAAAUGGGAAGAGCUGUGCUCUGAGCCUCGUCCUUAUUGCCAAAACAACAGUGCCACAAAGCGAUAUACAGAAAGCAGUGCGAGUCCCUGCCCAGGAGCCCAGAGCCGAACCCUCAGCCUGGUGCAGAGCAGAGCAAUGGGGGACGGCCUCUGGUGCUGCAUCCACACACAGAGCCGCCCCCCAGCACUCAGACAGCAUGCACAGCC